CGUCCAUCUGAGCGUUCAGGAGUUUCUGGCUGCAGUCUACAUGUUCCACUGUUACACUAACAGGAGGACAGAGGUCCUGAAGGACUUCCUGGGGAAUGACUGGAAUAGUCACCGAUCCCUAAGUGAUUUUUUUAGGAGUGCCAUGAACAAUGACAGCACUGACGGCAGUGGUCCUAAUUACCCCUCCUUGGACAAGUUCCUGAAGAGAGUCAUGGAAAAAUCCCUCCAAAGUAAGAAUGGCCACCUGGACCUGUUUGUUCGCUUCCUCCAUGGCCUCGCUCUGGAGUCCAACCAGAGACUGUUAGGAGGCCUGCUGGGUUGCACUGACAGCAGCCCAGAAGUCAUCCAGAGAGCCAUCAGCAACCUGAACAAGAUGAACGUGUACGAGAUCUCUCCUGACAGAAGCAUUAACAUCUUCCACUGUCUGCUGGAGAUGAACGACCACUUGGUCCAUCAGGAGAUCCAAGAAUUCCUGCUGUCGGAGAGUCGAUCGGAGAGGGAGCUGUCGGUGGUCCACUGCUCGGCUCUGGCCUACAUGCUGCAGAUGUCGGAGGAGGUUCUGGAUGAGCUGGACCUAAAGAAGUACAACACCUCAGACCACGGACGACUGAAACUGAUUCCAGCUGUUAGGAACUGCAGGAAGGCCGUACUGACGGGCUGCAAACUCUCAGAGACUCACUGUGAAGUUGUGGCCUCGGCUCUGAAGUCCAGCCCGUCCCAUCUGAGACAGCUGGACCUGAGUAACAACAAGCUGCUGGAUUCGGAGGUGAAGCUGCUGUCUGCUGGACUGGAGAGCUCAAACUGUAAACUGGAAACACUGAGACUGAGGGGCUGCAGGCUGUCAGAGACCGGCUGUGCCUCUCUGUUCUCGGCGUUGAAGUCUAACCCAUCUCACCUGACAGAGCUGGAACUGAGUGAUAACUACCUGCAGGGUACAGGUCUGAAGCAGCUGUGUGGUUUUCUGCAGAGUUCAAACUGCAGACUGAAGACUCUGAG
Messenger RNA from Plectropomus leopardus (leopard coralgrouper), 996 nucleotides. The record is from RefSeq and is a predicted model, not a curated record. NCBI's taxonomy places the organism in Eukaryota, Metazoa, Chordata, Actinopteri, Perciformes, Serranidae.